Archocentrus centrarchus (flier cichlid) is the source of this 3724-nucleotide messenger RNA. RefSeq names its product La ribonucleoprotein 1, translational regulator (gene larp1). NCBI's taxonomy places the organism in Eukaryota, Metazoa, Chordata, Actinopteri, Cichliformes, Cichlidae. Gene Ontology annotation, cellular component: cytosol; cytoplasmic stress granule. The transcript has 21 exons. Gene Ontology annotation, biological process: positive regulation of translation; mRNA stabilization. The record is from RefSeq and is a predicted model, not a curated record. Gene Ontology annotation, molecular function: RNA cap binding. Bases 252 to 3578 code for a protein of 1108 amino acids.
UCCAUGUUGCUGCUAGUGGUGGAGAUAAGGUUGUAAUCCUGAGAGGCCUUCGGAGACGUUUCUUAAUUUUUUAUAUGCUCCAACUCGGCGCUGACUGUUCCGCGUUGUAGACUGAAGCUCUUUUGGUCUAGGAGCGACACAGGAGCGGCGGACUCUGCGGAAAAACUUUACGUUUCCCUGAAAUUUAAGGCGAAUUCGGGCCGGGGGGAGGACUGGUAAUCCUGAGGGGGGAAGAAAGACGGUGGUGGGAAAUGGCCACUCAGGUGGAGGCUCUCCUACCCGGCAACCCGCUUGCUCAAGCGAAGGAGCACGGUAAAGUGAUCCGCGGUGAGCCGAAGGAGGAGGCGAGCGGCCGGGGUGACGGGGCCAAGCGGCAGACGGGUGUCGCCGACCAGGGGAGCAGCAGCAGCGGCGGCGUCGGCAGCAGCAGUAGCAACCCCGGACAAGGAGGGACCAACGGCACGGAGGAACAGAUCUCCAAACGGGCGACAGACGAGAGCAAAAGCGAUUGUGACAGUGAAGACAAGCAAAAUGAGGAGGGAGGUAAAGGCGUCGGCAGCAGAAAGGAGUUUACUGAAGCUCCCCCGCCCAAGGUGAACCCGUGGACGAGGAAAAUGAAUGCUGUGACCGUGGUCAGCGUGAAUGGACAAGCACACCACGAGUCUACUGGACCUGCCAAGGUGGUGAGAGCAGGCAAUCCACCCAAAGCCAGACGUGGCGGCAAGGUUGGAGAUUUUGGUGACACGAACAGCUGGCCAACUCCAGGGGAGAUUGCAACUAAGGACAUGCAGAUCGAGGCAGUGACACGGACCGUGUCCUGCCCGCCGACUGUCAGGCAGGUCAGAGACUCAUGGAAAUUCACUGGCCCCAAAAAGACGGCGGCCAGAAAGGAGUCAAAGGAGAAAAGAGAGAGCAACGAAGAGAGCAAAGAGAACCAGAAGGCAAAGUCCGACGACUCGGGAGAGGAGAAGAACGGCGAUGACGACUCCCAGAAGAACGGACCGAAGAAAAAAGGAAACAAGCAGAAGUGGGUUCCUCUGAUGAUUGAGGUGAAGUCUGAGGGCCCUCGGGAGCGCUCAGCCUCCAGGAACAACAGCAGACAGAAUGAAAACCCUCGCCUGCCUCCCAACACGAGGAACGACCUCAGAGACUGGCAUAGCCAAAAGUAUGAGCGUGAGUGGCGUGACGACCACGAUGAAGUGUCCAGCGUGAAGAGUGAGGGGGCACCAUUCCGUGGAGGGUUCAGAGGUCGAGGACGUGGAAGAGGAAGAGGCCGGGGACGAGGCAGAGGUGCUGGGAGAGGCCACUACGACUAUCACUACAGCUACAAGACCUACGAUGUCAAAGACGGACCCUAUGGACCCAAGUUCAGCAACUCAGUGACCUACUACUAUGACAACAUGAGCAGCAAUGACCUUUACUCUCUUGAUCAGGACCUGCUGAAGGACUACAUCAAGAGGCAGAUUGAAUACUACUUCAGCCUAGAUAACCUGGAGAGAGACUUUUUCCUGCGGAGGAAGAUGGAUCAGGAGGGUUUCCUGCCCAUUGGUCUCAUCGCCAGUUUCCACAGAGUGCAGGCCCUCACUACUGACAUCAACCUCAUUCUGGAUGCGUUGAAGGACAGUAAGGAAGUGGAACUUGUCGACAUGAAGAUCCGUCGGAAGGUGGACCCAGAGAAGUGGCCGCUCCCAGGCCUGACUGUGCCAAACCACACACACACUGACUUCUCACAGCUCAUUAACUGUCCCGAGUUUGUCCCAAGACAUGUGGCUGAGGAGCCCAGAGGGUCUCCCAGGGCCUCCACACCAGUACAACAACAGACCAAGGCUGAACCAGACAUCUCGAACCUCAAGACCAUGCCCAAGGGCCUCUCCGCUAGCCUCCCCGACCUGGACUCAGAGUCCUGGAUUGAGGUUAAGAAGAGGCCCAGACCUUCCCCAGCCAGACCCAAGGUCAGCUCUGAAAAGGCCUCCUCAUUGCAGCAUCAGCAGCAGAAGGAAAAGGAUGAUGCGGUUCGCUCCCCGGUGCCCCAGCCUGGCUCCUCGCCCUCCGCUGCUACCUCAGGAAAUAAGGACGGUGGAGAGCAAGAUGAGCCCGAGGAGCUCGACUUCAUGUUUGACGAGGAGAUGGAGCAGAUAGACGGACGCCGCAACACCUUCACAGACUGGUCCGACGAGGAAACGGACGGCGAGAUCGACGACCGUGACGUCAACAAGAUCCUGAUCGUGACGCAGACGCCGCCCUACCUGAGGAAGCACCCGGGGGGUGACCGCACGGGCCACCACACAUCGCGGGCCAAGCUGACCAGCGAGCUGGCCAAGGUGAUCAACGACGGGCUCUUCUACUACGAGCAGGACCUGUGGGACGAUACGUAUGAGCCCGAAUACGCCACCAUCAAGCAAGAAGUGGAGAACUUCAAGAAGGUCCACCUGAUCAGCCGAGAACAGUUUGACUGCUUGACCCCUGAGCCACCUGUUGACCCCAACCAGGAGGUCCCCCCAGGCCCCCCACGACCCCAGCAGAUCCCCACAGACGCUUUGGCAAACAAGCUCUUCGGUGCCCCUGAGCCCUCCUCAACGGCUCGCUCGCUGCCAACUACCGUGCCUGACUCACCCAACUACCGCAGUGCCCGGACACCCCGCACGCCUCGCACACCUCACCGGAAGGACCCGGCUAUGACGCCUCGCUUCUACCCAGUCGUGAAGGAAAGUCGGCCCGUCGACGCCAAGACGCCCAGAAAGAGGAAGACCCGGCAUAGCUCUAACCCACCCCUGGAGUGCCACGUUGGUUGGGUGAUGGACUCCAGAGAGCAUCGCUCCCGUACUGCCUCCGUCAGCUCUAAUGCAAGCCCAUCGGAGGGCACACCUGCCCUGGGUAACAUCGGCUGCACUCCCCAGUCCCUCCCCAAGUUCCAGCACCCAUCGCACGAGCUGCUCAAGGAGAACGGCUUCACACAACACGUUUACCACAAGUACCGCCGGCGCUGCCUAAAUGAGCGAAAGCGGCUGGGAAUUGGCCAGUCACAGGAGAUGAACACGCUCUUCCGAUUCUGGUCGUUUUUCCUGCGGGACCACUUCAACAGAAAAAUGUAUGAGGAAUUCAGACAGCUGGUGGUCGAGGAUGGGAAAGAAGGAUAUAGGUACGGUUUAGAGUGCUUGUUCAGGUACUACAGCUACGGUCUAGAGAAGAAGUUCAGACCAGACAUCUUUAAGGACUUCCAGGAGGAGACCAUUAAAGACUACGAGGCUGGACAGCUGUAUGGACUGGAGAAGUUUUGGGCCUUCCUUAAAUACUCCAAAGCCAAGAGCUUGGAGAUUGACCCCAAGCUGCAGGAAUACCUGAGCAAGUUUAAACGCCUGGAAGAUUUCAGAAUCGAUCCACCUAUGGAAGAAGGAAGUCGUAGGAGACAUUCGUCCAGCGGGGACGGUCGCCGCCGGCAUCCCUCUCAGCCCUCUAGCCGUCCCCAGAGUCAGGCUAGCUCAGGCCCCACCCCUGCCCCCACAGCCAAGGAUGAUGCCAAACCUACCAGCCAGAAAGCCACCGCUGAUCCUGCACCAGAUGCCAAAACACUGAAGUAACUCCACAAACACACUGGCCCGCACAGACUAAAUUAAUUAACCACGUCUGCAAGUCGCCGGUUCUCUCUGCGCCACGGGAGGGGGAGGGGCAUCCAGCUCUUCAUACAAGCAUGUGAAUUUUUUUUUUUUUUUUUUUUUUUUUUUUU